Microbotryum saponariae is the source of this 1975-nucleotide messenger RNA. NCBI's taxonomy places the organism in Eukaryota, Fungi, Basidiomycota, Microbotryomycetes, Microbotryales, Microbotryaceae. The record is from the annotation of a GenBank genome assembly.
AUGGACGAUUCGGAAUCGGAGAGCAGCGGAUCAGGGGCUUCAGGGAUGCCAGAGAUCACCUGGGAGUCGGGGAAGCCGACUUUGGUGAGUUGGCCUCGUUGAUUCAGAACGCACUGCACUGAGCCAGCUUGGUUCAGGCAAGGGGUAAGAGGGUAAGGUUCUGAUCGUUGACGAGUGCAAUCGACCUGUGCAGAGAGCCCAUGGACGUUACCUCACCUUCCGUGAACCAACAACUUUCGGCGACGUGGACUUUUCCGAGACCAUGCCAGGUUCUGCCAUCCUCACUCGCGAGGCCUAUGAGGCCGAUUGCGCCGACGCGAUCGACGCCAACAAGAGCUCACACCACGUACAGCAAGCGACGCCCCGAGAUUGGUCACGGGUCGCGGUAGUAGGUGAUAUCAUGGUCAGGCGUCAGCAACUCUUUGGGGUGGCGACAAAGAAGCGCUCCACGAACGAUUUGUGGGGUACAUCCGUGCGCUCGCCUCCAACCCGAUCCGCUUGCACGCCCUCGGCUUUAUCCUCGUCGAAUCGACCCUCGUCAUCUUUCUUUGCACCCCUAGCGAUCUACUGUUCAGCCCCGAUAUCGUAUGCACGGAAGCGAAUGGUUACCUCUCGACGUUCUUCGCCCGACUGCUCAACCUGACGGACUCGGAGCUUGGCAUCGUCGCGAGCCUGUCUGCUUACCCGUUCGCCUUUGCCGCGUUGCCUCCACGGGUGCCUCGAUAUCGCGAGCAUUUGGUGUCAGUCCCCACGUUCAGUCACGUCGAGGUUGUGGAACAGCUCUGCCGGAGCACCUUUGUGGAUGGACGGUGCACGUCGGCCUAUCGAGUCAGGGCGACUCGAGACGGCGGCGAGACGGAAGCGUCAACGUCUACCCAGGAAUAUGCCAUGACGGUUUCUUUCGUAGCUGAGCCUCGAAGCGAUGAACACGACCGCAUCCGCCUCGCCAUCGCUACAGCUUCACCCGAAGAGCGCGAAGGAUUGACCAACAUCGUCGAUGUGUACCGCGAGAGCGAGUUCACCGUCGUGCCCAAGUUUCUCGGAGACGGCGACGGCUUACCCCGUCGAUUCACGCCAAGGGCCUUGGAAGUCGCCUUUCAUGAGCAAUGCUUUGAUCCAAUCUGGGUCAUCGAUUCGACCGUCUCCCUUGCUCGAGUCAUACUGGGCGUAGCCAAAGGUGAAUGUCAGGCCUUGGCUAUGAAUGGGGCGUGCCAGCGCCAUGUUCUCACGAGCCCCUGUCUUGUCUUCAGGUCUGCGUAAUCUUUACCGGAUGCACAUCCUGCAUCGUGACGUCUCGGCCGGGAACAUUAUGGUCGCUAAAGAUGGGCAAGGUGUGCUCAUCGAUUACGACCUGGCCGUUUCCAUCAAGGAUGACGAUCGAGCCUCGGCGAGCGAGCGAAGCCGCCUCGUGGUAUGUCGUGACCGCACGACACAGUCACCGUUCGCCUAAUCGAUGCGUGAGCUGACAAGACCCAGUUGCUCGUUCUUAUAGGGCAAUUUUCACUUCAUAGCUCGCCAAAGGUUCCCAGCCCGUGCUGGUGCGGGGAGGCUGGCUCUACCUCAUCAGCCCUGGCAUGACAUCGAGCCGUUCGCGUACGUGAUCCUCUUCCUCGUGUUCAGUCGACCUGAAGGACCGAAUGGCCCGAAAGCCAUGUCGGACCAGGCCAAAAAAAUCUGGUCAGGUUGGGACAAGGGAGUCGGCGCCGUCUUGGCCAAGACUUCGCUCUUCCUCUGCCGACCCAGGCUGCAAAAGAUACUCGAUCGCUACGAAACGUUCUGGACCGGUGUUUCCGACCUGGUCGGGAUCGUCGUCCGCUCUUGCGGAUUGAUGGACCCGCGUUCAUGCAAUCUGGUCAUGGAAGAAGAAGCGCAGGUGGAAGACCAGUGGGAGCGGGGUCGAAUCUCUCACAAUCAAUUCAUUGCUGAGGUGUCCGCCUUCAUCAACAAGCCUUCGACUGGGAGUGCCUGCAUAUGA